Molecule: messenger RNA, 7694 nt
Organism: Epinephelus fuscoguttatus (brown-marbled grouper)
Lineage: Eukaryota; Metazoa; Chordata; Actinopteri; Perciformes; Serranidae
Gene: tbc1d25
Product: TBC1 domain family, member 25
Exons: 7
Coding region: 126-2696 (856 amino acids)
Biological process (GO): regulation of autophagosome maturation; activation of GTPase activity
Cellular component (GO): autophagosome
Molecular function (GO): GTPase activator activity
Source: RefSeq, a predicted model, not a curated record
GGAACUCGGCUAGUGCAGCACCCCUCAUACCCCCCACCCCCUCACCAUGUUAUUGAUCACCAUGUCGGUGUAGGAGGAAAACAAAACUCUUAACAACCACCCUGUUCCGAAACGGAGUCUUUAAAAUGGCAGGCGAGGAGGAGAGGGGGGUGGUUCGUGUCAAAGUCAAGAAAUGUGACGGGGUGCUUCCUGUGGAGUUUCGCUCUUUUGCUGUUGAUCCUCAGAUAACAUCACUGGAAGUCCUGCAGCACAUACUUAUCAGAGCCUUUGACUUGAAUGGGAAGCGGAACUUCGGGAUCAGUUACCUGUCUCGAGAUCGGAGUGGUGCUGAAAUGUAUCUGUCUCUGCUGUCUGACUGGGAUUUGGAUGUUGCUUUUGUCAGUGCAGCCAAACCAUAUCUACAGCUCAAGAUGGACAUAAAGCCUUCAGAAGACAGUCCUGUUAUGGAAGACUGGGACAUCAUAAGCCCCAAAGAUGUGAUUGGCUCUGAACAGCUUCUUGCAGAGAGGACUAAAUCUUUGGCAUCUGCAGCUCUUCCCUUCACCCAGUCUCUACUGUCCCAGGUGGGCCGCACCCUGUCCAGAGUCCAGCAAGCCUUCACCUGGUCUUAUGGAGAAGAGAUUAAGCCUUUCAAGCCCCCUCUGAGCGACGCUGAGUUUCACAGUUACCUCAAUGGACAGGGCCAGUUGACACGACCUGAGGAGCUUAGGCUGCGCAUCUACCAUGGUGGUGUGGAGCCUUCACUGCGCAAGGUUGUUUGGCGGUACCUCCUGAACGUCUACCCUGAUGGACUAAGUGGGCAGGAGAGAAUGGACUACAUGAAGAGGAAGACAAGGGAAUAUGACCAGCUGAAGAGAGAGUGGACAGCCAGGGUCAGCCACGAGGACCUUGAAUUUAUCCGUGGGAAUGUUCUUAAAGAUGUCCUGAGGACAGACCGGGCUCAUCCAUACUAUGCAGGGUCAGAAGACAGUCCACAUUUGACUGCCUUAACAGACCUGCUCACCACAUUUGCCAUCACACAUCCACAGAUAUCAUACUGUCAAGGUAUGAGUGAUAUUGCGUCCCCUAUACUUGCUGUAAUGGACAAUGAGGCGCAUGCCUUCAUUUGCUUUUGUGGCAUCAUGAAACGCUUGGAGGGGAACUUCCGGCCAGAUGGGCAGCUUAUGUCUAUCAAGUUCCAGCAUCUAAAGCUGCUUCUGCAGUACUCAGAUCCUGAAUUCUACUCUUACCUGGUAUCCAGAGGAGCUGACGACCUCUUCUUCUGUUACCGCUGGCUGCUUCUGGAGCUCAAGCGAGAGUUUGCUUUUGAUGAUGCUUUGAGGAUGCUUGAGGUAACUUGGAGCUCCCUGCCCCCAGAUCCUCCUGAAACUGAAGUAGAGCUUCUGGGACCACUAGUUGAAACCAGUGAAACAGUGUCCCUCAGAGACAAGGACAAGGCAGUUGAGAAUUGCCUCGGUGAUGAUAAGGAACAAAAAGAGAAGCAGCGUAGACGACAUAUGCUGAGACCGUCAAGAGAAGAGCCAGAUAUGAGCAGGAAUGCUGUCAUAAAAGAAAAGGGAAGCGAUGGCGAAUAUGAUGUUCCUCAAGUGACCAUGGAAAAGGCAGAUUUGGAGGCUCCUCCUUUUGAGAGGCAAACUAGUUUCGGGGAGUUUAAAUACUAUACUGCCCGGAAUGAAGAUAGCUUUCAUAUGGAGGAUGCUGAGCAUCCACAGGUCUUGGUGUCUUCAAAGCCAGUAACAAGCAUCCCAAGGCGCCAGUCCACAGUUGACAGUGAGGAGGAUCCAGGAGAGAGAACACCUCUCAUAAAAAACUGUGACAGUGGUUUCUCUCCAGGAUCAUCCCUUCCUCUCUUCCCUAGUGGCCUACCAAUCUGGAAAAAUAGCCCAUCUGGCUCUCCCACAUCUUCAGCUUCACCCUCCAGCUGGCCAGGUGCUUCUCCAGACUCUCCUCCAAAAUCCCCAUCCCCAACCAAUGGAAGUGAGGCCUCUCCAAGAACUGUCCCAAAAGUUUUGACCUCCUCUGCCCAAGUGCUCAACAGUACAGGGAUUAACUCACCUACGACCCCCACUGUAAAAACAUCUGUUGCGUCUCCAACCCACAAUCAGAAUCGAUCCCUGCUCUCUUCACCCAUUUUGUCCUUUGGAAGAGGCCCCUCGCCGUCUGGCAGCAGGUCGUCCUCCAACAAUCUCCUUUCACCUGGAAGCAAAUCCCCCAGCACCACAGCUAACACACCCAGUUCUUCAAAAGCUGACACCACCAGCAUCAAACCGUGUUCCUUGCCGCCUCCUCAAGAGUUUGGCAAAGGCAAUCCCUUCAUGCUGUUCCUGUGCCUGUCCAUCCUGCUGGAGCAUCGAGACCACAUCAUCAAGAACAGCUUGGAUUACAAUGAGCUAGCCAUGCACUUUGAUCGCCUUGUGCGUCGCCACAACCUGAGCAGGGUGCUACAGCGAGCCAAGGCCUUAUUUGCAGACUACUUGCAGAGUGAAGUGUGGGACUCAGAAGAAGGGGAUGAGGUUAGCUCGGACUCCCCAACAACAACUACCGCUGCUCAACACUCUCCCUCUUCAACCAUCUCUGCCAGGCCCAUUUACAGCCCUUUGGCAUCGCCUCAGUCAUCCUCACAGAACUCAACCUAUAACCUCGCAACCACCAUUCCCUCCCCAACAGGUCAAGUUUCCCUCUCUCCCACCUCCUGAUUCCAUCAUGCAUCAUUGGCUUCCCAUCCUCAAAGAGCUCCUCAGUAGACUGUGGCCCAUUGGAGGUGUACAUCUUUUUUAGAUAGCCUUAUAUAUUAAAUUGGUUUGGUACCAAUCUUCUCAUCCUGUGUAUGCUUGAAUACAUAUAUAUACCUUAUGUCUGUAAUCAUGGUAAUAUUUUAUUUUUUUCAUCAUUUGCUGUCUGUCCUGGGAAGAGAAGAUGAGGGAGCUUAGUUAUUCAUCAUAUCUAGAGGUUACUGAUGCAUGAAAUGUUAAAAAGGCAUUUAACCUGUGUUGUCCUUUUAUUUACAAGCUCCUGAUAUGUCUAAUAAGCCACAAAUGUGUCUUAACUAAAGCAAUCAAGCUACAUUAGUUAUAAACAGAACAGAAAACCCAGACUGUAAUUUGUUGUUAGUCUGUCACAGUGUAAACCGAAGGCAACACUUGUGAGUCAAAACAAGGCCAGCAUGCAUAUUGCACCUACCUAAUCCAGGGGUAAACCAUCAAUACAUUUACAUGGGGUUAUAAACUGUUGCUGAGACACUCUCAGCACUAGAAAAAAAACUUUCUGAAGAUGUAACACACUACUGAACAACUAUUCUUCCCCUAAGAUUUCAAUAGGUAGCCAUGUGUGACCAUAGACUGGAUUUAAGGAUGGACAAUAUGUCUACACUCAUCCUACUGUGCAAAAAUGACACCAAAACAUCUUGGAUACGUCAUCUGCCAUCUUGCACUGGUGAAGUCAUUUAGAGUCAGAGUCUGCACAUUAGCAAUUUCCAUGGUGUCAAUUUCCUGCCCAUACACCUGUCACACCCAGUCAAGAGCAGCACCAGUGGUCGAAACACACCAAUUGGCACACACAACUGGCAAUCCUGACAUCAAAUGGCCUUUUUUUUAGCAUGAAAUAACUAAUAAAUCUCAGAGCAACUUAGAGAGUGCCGAGGUCACAAAUGGGGCUAGCGAUGUCCCAGUUAGUGAUGUCUAAAGGGUAUUUUGCCUUUGACAGCAAUCUAAAACCUCUGCUAUGAUGUUAUUAAUUGCAAUGUGAAUUGAAGUAUGGAAUACUUGAACAGUUUAACCCAUAGAGAGAAGUAUAGCAGCAGUUUUCUGACCGAAAAAAUGAAAGGAAGUGAGACCUCUGGCAGGAUGACAAACUAUCUUGACACCUUGACUUGAUACCUUCACCCAAUUACAAACUGGAUUAAGAAACCUGCCAAAUAUUUAAAGGUGAAAUCCAAUAACUUCACACAGGAAGUCCUACUCACCCUGUGAAUUAAGUGAAUAAUGCUGCAGUGGCCCAUACAUUCCCCAACAUAAAGAUUACCAUUCAUACCAUUUAUGUUUUAUGCUGUAGAUGAGCCAAAAUGACCUUAUAUGUCCUCUUAAGCCUAUUGUCUUGUUGCCAUUAGCUUGAUAUUUUUGCCAUUUCUGCUAUCACCAAAACAAAACUUUCUACAUGUUUAAUGAUGCUUAAAUGAUUCAAUUGCUUACUGCUUCUGUAUAAAAGAAGUUACACGAUCUGUUUUCUCCCAGGGUGCACUAUAGGUAAGGUGAGAUCGAGGGGACAUGAAUGACAGUUUUUUUUAGGCCUCCAUACAAACUUAAAUCACCGAUUUUGGGUUGGUGCAAUGAGUUGGUGUCACUGGUAAGUUGACACAGGAUGGUUAAUUUUAGCUAAAUAAUUCUUAUAUAUUCACAGGUGUCUCUUUAAAAAUAUUUUUGUUAUUGCUCAUUUGUUUUUGUUUUUCAACUGUGAGUGUCACUCAGCCAGUCAGUUAUUCAUGGAAUUAAGGCUUAUAGAUCCAGUCAGUGGUACAUAGCGAGGGUCUCCAUAGUUAAAGCAGGACAAAGCAGCUGAUCAUUUUUGUUUGAUGACAACACAGAAAACAGUGAGAUCUAACCCCAGGGGCCGUACACAUGGCGCAUUUUUUAUUGUUUUUAAUGUAGAUGCGCGGCUGCUGCGCUCAAACGCAAAUGCGACACUGUCGCAGCGCGCGCGCACUCCCAAGCGCCUACUUGUCAGGGCACGAUGGCUGCGAUGAAGAUCAGCUCUGCACUCAGGAUUUCAAGUAAAUAUGCUAGGUUAUGGUGCUUGUUGCGGUCGCACAGCCAUCACUCCCUGAAAAAUAGGCACUGGGGAAUGCAUGCAUGUCGCGACAGCGUCGCAUUUGCGUUUGAGCACAGCUGCCGUGCAUCUACAUUGAAAACUGAAUUUGAAGGCGCAAAGCGGAGCAUGUGUAUGUCACCUAACACUCUGAGGGUAUGUGGAUGCAGUACUGUAAAACACACAUUGGUGUCGAUCUGCAUUUUAUAGACACCAUUGUGUUGAUAUAGCCUAUUGUAUGUGCUGGAUUCAUACAUUCAAACUACAACAGUAAAGCAAGUACUGUGCAUUAUUUAGUGCUUUGUAGCGUCAUCAUUCAGAGAGGUAUUAUUUUAGGUAUUUGGUCAUGAUGUUUUUGAAAGACUUUUUGUUAUGUUUUGUGUUAUGAUUUCAAAGACACCCUGGGUUCUCUUUGUCUAAAUGAGGCUAAUUAAUGCACAACUGCAGGCAUCACAUAUUGAUGGUUUUUAUACUUGCUUUGUGUUGUUGCUCAUGAGAAGGAAAUAACUGACUCCUGGCUGUGUAACUAUUAUCUUUACCACUGAUUCUUCAGUGUGUUUGACAUUGUAAAGUGGAAUAUGAUAUAUUGCCACUUGACACGGCAAAAAACAUGAGUCUUUGUGCAACCGUUUGGCAGAGAAGUGCCUCAUUUGUUUGACUCAGUAGCCUUGAUUUAUAUUUUCUUUUGUGCUCUUAACAUCAGUGUACAUUAUGUUGUCAUAGGGACUGAUUUAAAGGCCAGCUAUAGGGCUGAGUGAUAUUAGAAUCAAAUGGUUUAUUGACAGACAUUGUUAACAUGUGGGGCAUCCUGAUGCUAGAAGUGUUUGGCUCUGGCUGGUGUGCUUGGACUCGCCUCUGAUUGAUUUUAAGAGGAGUUCGACUAGAUCAUAUCAGUGAUGCACGCAUGGUAUUCACUGCAGAGAAAAAGCUAGUUUUAACCAUUUAAGAUAUAUUGCGUAUCUAACCAAGUUAUGGAUCAUGACAUGAUACACAUCUUAAUGUCUCAUUGACUUUUGUUCCAAGCUCAUUUCUGCAAGCCGAAGAGAAAAAUUUGGAAUGCUUAUUUUCAUUUUUAGUCACUGAGUCAAAAUGAUGAUAUAUGUACUCUGUAGCAUCGCAGAGGGAAUGGAAAAUCAUUCAAACAGGAUUUAUGUUUUCAUAGAUACACCUCUUGAUUUUGUAAUUGUACUCCCAGAUCCCCAAGUUUCAGGGUUUUUCAGACCUGAAAAAGUCAUGGAAUUAGUCAAAAUCAUUGAACGUUGUGGAAAAGUCAUGGAAUUUUGUCAUUUAAAAUGAAAUUGUUACAAUAAUCUUCAGUUGAUAACCAUCCACAUAAUGUAAGUUAAUAGGAAAUUAAUUUUCUGUAGCUGAAGACGUAGCGUGGCUCUAACAUAAGGCGAUGUGUUAGUGUUUUGCUUACUAUGGAGUAUGUUUCAUCUUGUAGUCCUUGGGUUCGUCUCUCCCUUCCAGUAUGCCAGCUAGCUAAAAUUAAUCUGAAUAGGGUUAGAAUCUGAUGUUUGAAAAACACAGGGCAAGACAAAAAAAAAAAGUCUUUGUUAUGGGUCCUUUAAAAGUCAUGAAAAAGUUUGGAAAUGUUGUCCAUGAAAAUAUGAGGGAACCCUGAUGUUUUCUCCCUCAUUGCUGAUGCUUCGGAUCUCAGCACAGUUCAGUUGUGUAGGAAUUUUUGGGGUCAUGGGAAUACAAGAACAAUAUCAGACAGUGUAUCUUAAAAUUGUCAAAUUUUUUGUUUGUUUUUCUCUGCAUUGUUUACCUUCAGACUUUAUUCAUGGUUUUGAGAGGCCUAUAUUAUGUAUAUUCUCAGUAGUCUGUAAUGCAGAAGGUUGUACAGGAAGCGAGAUUGCUCCACCUCCAAUAGGAGAAUCCCUCUUUGACAAGCGCUUCUGUUUUAAGCAGAAACUAAAGUAAUUCUCAUGUCUUUAGAAAGACCCUUGUGAUUAUUGUGGUUAUUACUCUUACAUUUGGUUUCGCCACCUUUUGUAAAUCAGUAUUUAUUAGCAUAUUUAAAAAGAACUGAAGUAACUGGACUGGCUGGACUAUGAGCUAGCAAUAUGUGCAUUUGUAAAAAAGAAAAAAAAGAUUUGUUUAUUUCAUUAAGUUAUAUUUGUGCACAAAAGUUAAACUUUUUAAUCAUACACCACACAACAAUGUUACUGAUUGUAUAUCGGAUACAAAUAAAUAAUCAAUGCAACUGAUUGUUCUUUUGAAUUGACUGAAAAUGAAAGCAUGAAAGCUGGGCUUGGUAUCUUCAUCUUCUAACCGCUUCAUCCUCUUGAGGGUUGCGGGGGGGCUGGAGCCUAUCCCAGCUGACAUCGGGCGAGAGGCAGGGUCAUGGGUGCAGAUCUGAUGACAAGUUUGGGGGGGACACAAUCAGUUGUGAUUUUUUUUUUAAUUGCACGCAUGCAAAUCAUGCCCACAGAGCGCUUGAGAUUGCCAGCAUAUUUCACGAUUUCAUAGAGGCUCAUCACCAUCACCAAGUCAUUCAAAAUGCACUACAAAGAGAAUCAUAUGCUUACCUUUACUGUUUAUUUCUCUUAAACAGCCAGUAGUACAUAGAACCAGCCAUCACCCUCCUUUUCACUGCUUCGCUGUUAGUUAAUGCUACUUCUAGUUUCAGGGUCUCAGGCAUGUUAUGUCCACUCAUGUUCUCAUCUCUCGCCUCUCACGGAUUCCCAUUUCUCCUCAUCAUCUUCCCUUUCUCCCAGUAUAUAGGACUACUGUAUACAUUUGUUCAAUUUCAAUCAUUUAAGCUAAUUAGAAUUGGGGGGGACAAUUUGUGUUUUUCAGAAUUUGGGGGGGACAUAUCCCCCCCGUCCCCCCUGGGAUCUGCACCCAUGGGCAGGGUACACCCUGGACAGGUCGCAGGGUUGACACAU